Molecule: messenger RNA, 3318 nt
Organism: Saccostrea echinata
Lineage: Eukaryota; Metazoa; Mollusca; Bivalvia; Ostreida; Ostreidae
Exons: 2
Coding region: 1-3318 (1105 amino acids)
Biological process (GO): DNA replication
Molecular function (GO): DNA-directed DNA polymerase activity; nucleotide binding; DNA binding
Source: RefSeq, a predicted model, not a curated record
AUGUUUCGGGUCAAGUAUCCGGAAGGGAGUGGUGGAGACAAAACCAAACAUCUGAUGGUGAACAAGGAGAGUUUCAAGAAGAGGAAACAAUCCAUCGUUCAGAUCAACAAUCCUUGGGAUCAAUUUUGUUUAGCUCGAGCCAUCGUAGUCACCCGGUUAUACAGUGAAAAACCUGAACAUCCAGACCCCGAAUGGGAAAAACGAUGGAAACGCAUGAGACUAGGAGAUACUCAAUCAUUAAAUCAGAAACGAGAAGCUAUAGCCCUCAUGGAACAAGCCGGGUGUGAUAUCCAUCGGCCUUGUGGACCCGAAGAAUGGGGGAAAUUACAAGUGUUAGCCCCUCUCUAUCGAUUGAAAAUAUUCCAGUUCAAGUCCACCUCCUCUAAACUCACCUUAGAACCCAUUUACAAAGGCUGCGGAGAGGGAACUUGUUUAAAUGUCCUGUUAGACGAUCAUCAUUACGAUGCCAUCAUAUCUAUGCCUGGUGUGACGGGCAAUCAAUACUACUGUGAUCAUUGCGACGUGGGCUACAGAAACAUCACAGACCAUCGUACCCAGUGCCCUCACCGAUGUAAUUUUUGUUUAGCCGACACUCCCUGCCCUGAAGACGGGAGCCGCAUUCAAUGUAGCCAGUGCCAGGGAUUUUUUAAGAGUAGAACUUGCUACGAAAACCAUCUACGGCCUCACAGUAAGAAUACGGUCACCACCGUAUGCAGUUUAAUGGGGCGAUGCGACCACUGUCAGAAAUGGAUGUCUAAAAGAUUACUCGCUCAUCACCAGUGCAAAGGACAGAAACAGUGUAAGAUCUGUAAGAAAACCGUAGACACGGAUCAUCAGUGCUACGUUCAACUCAAGCCCGAGAAAAAGAAGAAGAAGGGCAAAGAGACCUUACAGUUCUACAUCUAUUUCGAUUUCGAAUGUACGCAGGAAACCGGCAUCCACGUCCCUAACCUGUGUGUGGCACACCGCGUAUGUCAACAUUGCGGUCACUUACCCAUAGAAGAUCCCUGUCCUCACUGUCGACACAUGGGACCCCGUCAACACUUGUUCCGAGGGCCAGAGACCUUAAGGCAGUUCAUGGACUGGUUAUUACAACCCACUACAGGAAAUAAGAAUUCCGCUUUAUUACACGACGAGGCCAUCAUCAUCGCCCACAAUUUCAAAGGAUACGACGGACAGUUCAUUUUAAAUUACCUGGUUCAUACCGCCUGCCUGAAACCUACCGUCAUCAUGAACGGCAGUAAAAUCUUAUCCAUGCAAAUCUGCGGACUGAAAUUCAUCGAUUCCUAUAAUUUUUUACCUUUUGCCCUGUCCAAGAUGCCCUCUGCUUUCGGAUUCACCGAACUGAAGAAAGGAUAUUUUCCACACUUUUUUAAUACGGAACACAACCAGAAUUACGUGGGGCCUUAUCCACCGGCAGCUUACUACAAUCCGGACGACAUGUCUAUUAGUGAACGACAGGCUUUUUAUCAAUGGUACGAACAACAAGCCGGAAAAGUGUUUGACUUCCAGAAGGAAUUUUUAGACUAUUGUAUUUCAGACGUCGAUAUUUUACGACGAUGCUGUGCUCAGUUUAGAGCCACCCUCAAGAGCUUGGUCCAUGUAGACCCCUUCCAGGAAUCCAUCACUUUUGCCAGUGCGGCCAAUUUAGCCUACCGUCGAGGAUUCAUGCCCAAAGAGACCAUUGCCAUCAUUCCCAACCUGGGGUAUCAGCCUGCGCGUCGAUAUUCCGCCAAAGCCUGUCGGUGGUUAAGCUGGAUGAGUCACCAGACCGGAUCUCACAUCCAACAUGCUAGAAACGGGGGAGAAGUCAAGAUCGGAAGUUAUACCGUCGACGGAUACCAGGAAGCCACUCGCACCGUCUACGAAUUUUACGGAUGCUAUUGGCACGGAUGCCCCACCUGCUAUCCGAAUUUACAGACCGAAAGUCAUCCUCACCGGACCCAAUUUACCUAUGAACAAUUACACGAGGAAACUUUAAGACGGAGUUCUGUUUUAGAGGAAAUGGGGUACUCCCUCCGUAGCAUCUGGGAGCACGAAUUCGAUCAACAGGUACAAAGAGAGGUAACUCUACAGAAUUAUGUACGAGACCUGGACAUUCCAGAUCCUUUGAACCCCCGAGACGCCCUGUACGGAGGUCGGACUAAUGCCACUAAAUUAUAUUGUGAGGAGGGGGACAUGAGAUACGUGGACGUCUGUUCCUUAUACCCUUACGUAUUAAAACACAGACCUUUCCCCCUAGGCCAUCCUCAGAUCAUAACAGACCAAUUCCAGGACGACUCUACCUCUAAACAUCGAUGUCAACACGCAGACCAGGAACGCAGUCUUACGGGUACCUGGGUGACUACAGAAUUACAUAAAGCCCUGGACAUGGGAUAUACCUUAGAGCGGAUUUACGAGGUUUGGCAUUUUUCACAAAGCAGUCGAGAUUUAUUCAGAUCUUACAUCGAUACCUUCUUAAAGAUCAAACAGGAAGCUUCUGGAUUCCCACCUGAUUGUCAGACGGAGGAACAGAAACUAGAUUACAUUCGUAAAGUCUUAGACAGAGAAGGGAUCAGGAUGGACCUGUUAAGUAUAGAAAAAAAUCCGGUGCUAAGAACGAUAGCCAAACUCUUUUUAAAUUGCUUGUGUGGAAAAUUCGCUCAACGCCUGUUAUUACCUAAAACUCGAUACUUGACCGAAGAAGAGGAACUACAACAACUCUUACAAGAUUCGACCAUUGACAUCAAAGGGAUAGAACUCUUAGAAAAUAAAGAGCAGGCCGAAUCGGACAUGAUGCUGGUCAAUUAUCAAGAGAAACAGGAAUUCGUGGAAGAGUGUCCCUUCGGAAACGUGGUACUGGCCUGUUUCACUACCGCCCAUGCCCGAUUACACCUCUACGAGACUUUACAACCUUUGGGAGAUCGGGUCCUUUAUUUCGACACGGACAGUAUCAUAUACCAACAUGAGGAGGGACAAUUUAAUCCUACCCUUGGCAACAGUUUAGGAGAAUGGACAGACGAAUUAGACGGGGACCACAUUAUCAAAUUCAUGUCAGGAGGCCCCAAAAAUUAUGCUUACCUCACCGCCAAGGGAAAAUCCAUGUGUAAAGUCAAAGGAUUGACUCUCAAUUAUCGGGCCUCUCAGAUCGUGUCACCAGAGACUUUAGAAAAAAUGCUCCAGAAAGAAAUUGACGAAAUCCAAGUCUCGUAUCCCUACAAAAUACAGAGGACUCGUCAACAUGAAGUCAAGACAAUACCUUUAGAAAAACAAUAUAGAAUUGUCUAUGAUAAGAGACAAUUGAUGGAAGAUUAUAACACUUUACCUUAUGGUUAUUAA